AUGUUCCUGACAGAAUUGCUCUACUCGAUGAAAUACGAUCCCUCGUUGAGAUUAAAGCUUUCGAUCAUAUUUUUCUGCAUCAUUGGAUUUCUCGAUUGCAUCACUUCUCUUCCCAUCGGUCUCUACGGAAUACUCGUCGGAGGCUUAAACACUCCGAACGCCGAUGAACAACAAGAUCAUUGCAAUCAUGAGCUUCUUCUCAAUUUAAUCAUUGGAUUGGGCUUUCUAGACAUGAUCGGAGCAGCCCUUUCUCUCUCCUUUUCAUCGAUUUUGAUAAUUAUGGGCUACAAAUUCUUUUACGAUCCCAAUGCCAAUGAACAACCGGAAUCACAAGUGGCAGAUUCUGUCCGGGAAUAUGGACACUUUAAUCAAGAGUCCUCGGAAUCCAUCGAAGAUGUCCACAACUCCACUCCCGAAGAUCCCGAACUCCAAAAUCGGAAAUUGGAACUCUUAAUGAAAGGCAAUGAAAAACUUUCUGCCAAACUUCACAACAGUCUACUUUACGUCGGAAUUUCACGAAUUUUAUUUUCCUUUGUAUUUUUCGUCUUGUCCUGUAUUGUGAGUGAAAUGAUCUUCCAAAUGAGUGAUUCCUGUCGACGAGAUAAUCCCUUUCUCUAUGACACGAGUGCUACUUUUAUGAUUUUGAGAUGGAUCAUUUAUGUGUUUAGUUUUGUGUUGUUGAUUCCAUUGUGUAUUGGAUUUUGGAAUCUUGUGUUAUCCAAUUCGGAAUCUUUAUUGAUCAAGACCAUUCGAAAACAAUUGAAAAAGUGUAAACAUGGAAUGAUGAACAUUAGAAAUUAUUUAUUUGGUGUUGAGAGUGGUGGAAAUGAUCAUCGACACUCGGUUCGCACAGAAGACAAUCAAUAUUUCACAACGAAUCAAUAUCAUAAUGGUGAUGAAUUGUAA
Naegleria fowleri is the source of this 906-nucleotide messenger RNA. RefSeq lists its product as uncharacterized. The record is from RefSeq and is a predicted model, not a curated record. Lineage: Eukaryota; Heterolobosea; Eutetramitea; Acrasida; Naegleriidae. The transcript is spliced from 2 exons. Bases 1 to 906 code for a protein of 301 amino acids.